AUGUCCUCCAGCGCCGGCCACGAGCGCGACACGGUCCUCGCGCCGCCUCAGCCCAUCCAGGACACGGAAAAUCCGCAACAGGACGUCGGACGCCCUAAUUCGCACUACGCCGAGUCUGCGACGAAUGCCAACGCACCGUAUAUACCCAACGCAUCGGACUCAGGCAUCCUCCCCGAUUCGUCGAUUGCAUCGACACCACGCGUCGCCUCGUCCUACGGCACGCCUACGGUGACACCAAACGAGGCCUCCUCUGAUGCACUGGGAGGGACCGCAGCGGCUGCCAGGACUGCAGCUGCCACAAAAGAGGCUACGGACGUUCCUGGGUCAAAAGAAGCGCUGGCGCACUCCGGCGCAGCACACCCAGCUAGACGACCAUGGUACAAGCGGCCGGUCUUCUGGCUGCUGGCAUUCAUCGUGUUGGCGGUUGUUGUGCUUGUUGUAGUGUUGCCGGUGUGGUUCGUGGGCGUGAAGGGACACAAGCACAGCAGCUCUUCCAGCUCUUCCAGCUCUUCCACGUCUAGUGGAGGUGGCACUACGCCUAAGUCGACGGUGACUACAACUGGCGGGAAUGGCAGCAUGGUCACGGCGGACGAUGGUUCAACCUUCACCUACGUCAAUGAACUUGGCGGUUUCUGGGUGUCUGACCCGACCAACCCAUUCAACAACUCUGCUCGGCCAAAUUCAUGGACGCCUCCGCUCUCCGAGUCAUGGAACUGGAACAAGGACCGUAUCUUCGGCGUUAACCUGGGCGGACUGUUCGAGCUCGAACCGUUCAUCAGUCCGAAACUAUACCAGGCAAACCCAGGUAGCUUGGACGAGUGGACGCUUGACGUCAUGCUGCGUGCAAACGGCAGCAACGGUGGCGAGCUGGGCGAGGAGGAGUAUGGGUUGCAGGAUGCGAUGGAGCUGCACUAUAACGAGUUCGUCACCGAGCAGGACAUCGCCGAGAUUGCGGGUGCUGGCUUGAACUGGAUCCGUGUGCCUAUUCCGUUUUGGGCCAUCGAGAGCUGGGGCAAUGUGGGCAUGGUGAAUGUGACGACUUCGAUCAGCGAACCAUUCCUGGCCAAGUCCUGCUGGCCAUACAUCCUUCGCCUCUUCGGAUGGGCUCGCAAGUACGGAUUGCGUAUCAAUCUUGACCUGCACACGAUCCCGGGCUCGCAGAACGGCUACAACCAUUCGGGAAAAGACGGGAUAGUCAACUUCUUGAAUGGUGUGAUGGGUGUGGCCAAUGCGGAGCGUGCUCUGGAGUACAUCAGGGUCAUUACUGAGUUCAUCACGCAGGAAGAGUACCAGCCGCUGAUCCCGAUGUUUGGCAUCGUGAACGAACCAUUACUGGCAACUAUCACAUUGGACACUCUCACUACUUUCUAUCUGCAAGCAUACUGGGUGAUGCGCAACAUCACUGGAGUGGGUGAAGGCAACGGACCAUACGUGUCUAUCCACGAUGGUUUCAUGGGCACAGACUACUGGGCGGGCUUCCUUGCGGGCUCGGACAGGAUUUCUCUCGAUUCGCACCCUUAUUUCGCGUUCGACAACCUGGCGAACACGGAGCCGGUGAACGUCACCGCGGAGGGCCAGGACAGCGCAGAUGUGUAUGGCGGGCAAUGGCCCAAACUGGCGUGCACGUCGUGGGGCCCAGAGAUGAACACAAGCCGGAUCAACUUCGGAGUGACCAUUGCAGGCGAGUUCAGUGCCGCGAUCAACGACUGUGGGCUCUGGGUACGCGGCGUGAACAUCUCGGCCGCGUACGGAGGCAGCUGCGACUACUGGGAAGACUGGGAGUCGUGGAGCGACGAGACCGUCGCGGGCCUCAAGAUGUUCGUCAUGGCGAGCAUGGACGCGCUCGGAGACUGGUUCUUCUGGACUUGGAAGGUCGACAACUCGUCCACCAGUGGCACCGUUGAAGCACCCUUGUGGUCAUACAAACUCGGGCUGGAGCACGGCUGGAUACCCAAGGACCCGCGGACGGCAUCGGGCAUCUGCGAAUCGCUCGGUGUCACGGAUACCUACUGGAACGAGUCCUUCUCCUCCUGGGCAACAGGUGGCGCAGACGCAAACGAGAUCGCCCCAUCGUCUAUAGCCACCUAUGGCGUGUGGCCGCCAGCAUCGAUCGCGAACGUGGCAUUCGCAUCACAGUCGUAUUUGCCUCAGUACACGAGCACCGCGAAGAUCGUGAGCCUGCCCGCGUCGACGUACACAGCCGCGACGGUGAGCACGGGCGACGGGUGGGCCGACUUGGAGAGCAGCGACACGCGGAGGGCGCCGACGGCGAUCGCGGGGUGCACGUAUCCCGAUGCGUGGAGUGCGGUGGACGCGACAAUCCCGACGGCGGGAUGCGGCGGGGUGGCGUAUGCGAAGCGCGAGGAGGUGCCCGUUCCCAUUUCCGAGCCUGUGGUCACCGCGCCGCCUGCGCGACGGUUCCCGUGA
Laetiporus sulphureus 93-53 is the source of this 2427-nucleotide messenger RNA. Its product is annotated as glycoside hydrolase family 5 protein. The record is from RefSeq and is a predicted model, not a curated record. Gene Ontology annotation, cellular component: extracellular region; cell surface. Lineage: Eukaryota; Fungi; Basidiomycota; Agaricomycetes; Polyporales; Laetiporaceae. The transcript has 9 exons. Gene Ontology annotation, molecular function: beta-glucosidase activity. Gene Ontology annotation, biological process: glucan catabolic process. Bases 1 to 2427 code for a protein of 808 amino acids.